Molecule: messenger RNA, 2259 nt
Organism: Nymphaea colorata (pocket water lily)
Lineage: Eukaryota; Viridiplantae; Streptophyta; Magnoliopsida; Nymphaeales; Nymphaeaceae
Product: O-fucosyltransferase 7-like
Exons: 12
Coding region: 168-1811 (547 amino acids)
Cellular component (GO): cytoplasm
Source: RefSeq, a predicted model, not a curated record
UGCGCCAAGAAGCAGUUGGCGGAUGCAGGAAAUAGUUUAAAGAGUAGAGGGUGGAGAACACCAUCUCGCCAACUCCAUCUGCAUUGUCUCUGCGGGCGAGAGAAGAAGAGACUGAACAAAUUGUUGGUGGGUGGUGAGAAAAAGAGAGAGAGAGUGUGUGUGUGGGGAUGAGGGAAGAGGAGGAAAAGAUGCAGCAGCGCCGGCGGCUAUUCAAAGUGCUGAGUAGUGUCUCGCUGCUAAGGUUGCUACUUCUCUGCGCCACUGUUACCAUCUCUCUCGCUGCCAUCCUUUCCUGCUGCAUGUUCCCUUCCGGCAAGGUUGCCGUCCGCCACGCUUCUCUAACCGAGAAUGAUAUUGCAAUUGAAAGACAAAGAUAUGAGUUACACUGGACAAGAUUAUCUUCUCCCAGACAGUUGCUGAAAGAGGCCACUCCUUUACAAAAGUUGGGUAGAAUCAAUGACACGGUGAUUCUCAACAAGCUUUGGAAGCCUCCCUCUGUUCGAAAGUUUGUGCAAUGUGUACAACCAAGUAAAUCAUAUACAGCUCCUAAUGGAUCAAAAGGUUACCUAUUGGUUAACACUAAUGGGGGACUUAACCAGAUGCGAGCUGGGAUAAGUGACAUGGUAGCUGUGGCUCGUAUUAUAAAUGCAACUCUUGUAGUACCAAAACUAGACAAAAAUUCAUUCUGGCGAGAUUCAAGCAUUUUCUCUGAUGUAUUUGAUGAGGAGCACUUCAUAAGUUCAUUAGUUAAGGAUGUUAAAGUUGUGAAGAAACUGCCUAAGGAAAUGUUAACGGCACCAAAGAAAUAUCAAACUUUUAGGAGCUGGUCUGGCAUAAACUACUAUGCAAAAGUGAUUUCACACUUAUGGGACGAUUAUCAGGUAAUUCAAGCUAUAAAAUCUGAUUCACGACUUGCAAAUAAUGAUCUACCUCAAGACAUACAGAAGUUGCGUUGUCGUGUUUUUUAUGAAGCCCUCCGUUUUUCGCCAAAAAUUGAAGCUAUGGGAAAGCUGCUGGUUGAACGGAUGAGAUCUUAUGGUCGUUAUAUUGCUUUGCACUUGCGUUAUGAGAAAGACAUGCUUGCUUUUAGUGGCUGCACUUAUGGUCUGUCAUCUGCCGAAGCUGAUGAACUCACCACCCUCAGAAAAAAUACCCCACAUUGGAGAGUGAAGGAUAUUGACCCCGUGGAACAGAGGGCAAAAGGAUAUUGUCCUCUAACACCGAAAGAAGUUGGGAUGUUCCUUAGAGCUCUUGGACAUCCAUCAGAUACUCCAAUCUAUGUUGCUGCAGGAGAAAUUUAUGGUGGUGACUCUCGCAUGGCUGAUCUCAGGUCCGCCUUUCCUAUUCUCAUGGGCAAGGAAAAUUUAGCAUCUCCAGAGGAGCUCAAGCCAUUUGUGCACCAUGCGUCUCAAAUGGCAGCCCUAGACUACAUUGUGUCAGUGGAGAGUGAUGUGUUUGUUCCAACCUAUUCUGGGAACAUGGCAAGGGCUGUUGAGGGACAUCGACGUUUCCUUGGUCACAGGAAAACAAUUUCUCCAUACAGAAAGGGCCUUGUAAAUCUCUUUGAUAAAAUUGAUCAAGGAUCGCCCAAUUCAACCAGAAAGUUAUCUGAAAAGAUUAUGGAAAUGCACAGGAAAAGGCGAGGAUCUCCUAGAAAAAGAAAAGGGCCUGUGUCGGGGACUAGGGGAAGGAAAAGGUUUCUAUCUGAAGAACCAUUCUAUCAGAACCCACUGCCAGAUUGUCUGUGCCUCAAGGAAACACUUCAUAUGCCCAUGCAAGAGACAGCAGAGCAUAAGCUGGGGUCUUCUUAGCAGGACGUCGUGGAAGUACUCUCUUUCUUCCGCCCCUUCGACGCCCCCUUUCCCUUCUAGCUGGCUACUACGGGCUACCCACCGCAAUUCGAGUAACCUGUUAGUGGCGCAAGUUUAGAUUGACUUCUUGGUUUCGCUCUCUGCAAAUUCUCCUGUAACUGGUAGCUUCUCACUCACCAAAUCAUACUUCAUUUCCCUAUGCCUUAAAAGAACGACAAAUCAGUGCAGCCGCCCUAAAGGGUGGCAAAUGCAUUUCCAUUGUAUAUUUUUACUGGUGUGGAGUUCUUUGUACUGUAAGCAUGGUAGCAGCAGGCUGGUUCUACUCGGGAAACCAGAAUUUGUAAUGAGCUGCAGUUGUCAUUUUAAGUUGUGAUCUCAUUUUUCCAUGUAUUUCAUGGCUCGUUCUACUCGGGAAACCAGAAUUUGUAAUGAGCUGCAGUUGUCAUUU